CAGCAUCUUUAGAGGGUUGGAUUGUGCAGGCAGCCCUCCUCCUCCUCCUCCUCCUCCUCCUCCUCCUCCUCCUCCUCUUCCUCUCCUUCCUCCCCGCCCCACCUCUUCCACCACCCGCGGACACCCCACCAUCCUUCGGUCAUGAUGCAACUUUAAGCAGCGAGAGGAAGUUAAGAACGACGAUCCAGUUUUGUUCUUCCUGCCUAGAGAUGAUGUUCUCUUCCGCCGGGAAGCGCUGCUUCACGAUAGAGUCUCUGGUCGCCAAAGAGAGCCCCCUGCCAGCCGAGGACCCCAUCCGGCCGACGGCGUUGAGUUACUCCAACCCGACCACAGAUGCCUUAAUGAGCGGCUACCAGGCUCCGGCGACCAGGCCUCUCUACCAGGGCCCGGAGCUGGUGUUCCCGGAGACGGUGAACCACCCGUCCCUCACCGUGGCCCCGCACCAGCUCGGAGGCUCCCACCUACAGCAUCCGCACUUCUUCGGCACGCAGCACCGGGACCCGCUCAACUUCUACCCCUGGGUGUUACGGAACAGAUUUUUUGGACACAGAUUUCAAGGUAACGAGGUGUCCCAGGACAGCCUGCUCCUGCACGGCCCCUUCGCCCGGAAGCCCAAGCGCAUCCGGACGGCCUUCUCUCCGUCGCAGCUGCUCCGCCUGGAGAGAGCCUUCGAGAAGAACCACUACGUGGUCGGAGCCGAGAGGAAGCAGCUGGCCAACAGCCUGAGCCUGAGCGAAACCCAAGUGAAGGUUUGGUUCCAGAACAGACGGACGAAGUACAAGCGGCAGAAGCUGGAGGAGGAGGGUCCGGACAGCCAGCAGAAGAAGAAGGGGAACCACCACAUCAACCGCUGGCGCAUCGCCACCAAGCAGGCCAGCUCCGAGGACAUCGACGUGACCUCAGAGGACUGAACCUGCACACGAGCCUGAGCGUCAGAGGACCAACACUAUUUAUUAUGUAAGAUUAUUAAAAGCGUUGUUAGACUCGUUAGAGGAAGACUCAAGGAUUCCAUGUGCGAUCACUCCACGUCUUCAUCGAGGAGUUUGGACGUCUCGCGCCGCCGUGACGACGGCGGAGCAUCAUUUCAUGAUGGCUGAAGAGAAAAGUCGUGGUACCCUACAGUACCACGGUGCUCGUUUUUUUAAAAUCAUUUUUCCUUUUUUGUACA
Messenger RNA from Xiphophorus maculatus (southern platyfish), 1168 nucleotides. RefSeq names its product homeobox protein EMX1-like (gene emx1). The transcript has 3 exons. Lineage: Eukaryota; Metazoa; Chordata; Actinopteri; Cyprinodontiformes; Poeciliidae. The record is from RefSeq and is a predicted model, not a curated record. Gene Ontology annotation, molecular function: DNA binding; DNA-binding transcription factor activity, RNA polymerase II-specific. Bases 210 to 911 code for a protein of 233 amino acids. Gene Ontology annotation, biological process: brain development; central nervous system development; neuron differentiation.